Sycon ciliatum is the source of this 625-nucleotide messenger RNA. RefSeq names its product signal peptidase complex subunit 1-like. Bases 112 to 414 code for a protein of 100 amino acids. Gene Ontology annotation, biological process: protein targeting to ER. NCBI's taxonomy places the organism in Eukaryota, Metazoa, Porifera, Calcarea, Leucosolenida, Sycettidae. The record is from RefSeq and is a predicted model, not a curated record. The transcript is spliced from 4 exons. Gene Ontology annotation, cellular component: endoplasmic reticulum membrane; signal peptidase complex.
GCUGUGAAGUAGUUCGAGACAGGACAUCAUUUUUUGCAGUUGUGGGUGAAAUUAAAAAUUUCGGUGUUCAGAAUCAGUAUCCAUACAAGUAGAUUUGUUGAGUCAUAAGCAAUGUAUCUCCCUGCAUUUAUCGUAGAUCGUAUUCCAGAUCUAUAUCUGGACUUCGAAGGGCAAAGACUAGCUGAGCAGCUUUAUCAGUGGAUAAUAGUAUCUUUCUCUAUUGUUGGGUUUCUAUGGGGCUUCUACUGUCAGCAGUUUAGCCAGACACUGUACGUGUUGGCUGCCGGUAUUAUCCUGUCAUGUUUGCUUGUUCUUCCACCAUGGCCCAUGUUCCGCCGUAACCCCGUCCAGUGGGCGCCGUCUCCGCUAGAUGUUGAUUCACGACCGAGCGGCAAGCGGCGUGGAAAGCGGUGACACCUUUUCCUGCCCACACGUCCCGCCUGCCCAGCCCGCUCUUUAUUUGGAAAUUCUCAAUGCUCGACUUGACGGUUGCUACUUGUUUUAACGCCUUCAUUUGCUUCUACUCUGUGAACUGUCAGGUGUGUUGGAGCACUGUGUUUUAAAACUGAAUGAUCUCCAUAUUCCAUACUCCACAUACUCUGAUCAAUACAUGCUCAUCAAUCGA